This is a messenger RNA of Manihot esculenta (cassava), 2316 nucleotides long. Its product is annotated as EH domain-containing protein 1. Lineage: Eukaryota; Viridiplantae; Streptophyta; Magnoliopsida; Malpighiales; Euphorbiaceae. The record is from RefSeq and is a predicted model, not a curated record. Gene Ontology annotation, molecular function: protein binding; calcium ion binding; GTP binding. The transcript is spliced from 16 exons. Gene Ontology annotation, biological process: endosomal transport; endocytosis. Gene Ontology annotation, cellular component: plasma membrane; cytoplasm; intracellular membrane-bounded organelle. Bases 300 to 1937 code for a protein of 545 amino acids.
GCGGUUCGAUGAAUUUCCACCUAAAUGAGAGCGAAGACGUAUACUGCAGUAAUUCAAUUUUUAAGAUAUCGUUAACUGUUAGGUCACACGCGGGCCUUACUCAACAAUGAAACGACCGCGUUUUCCCUCUCCGAAGGCACUCUCUUCCCCAGAAACAAGAGAAACGGAAGAGAGGAAAGUGUUCUCAAGUUUUUCAUGAUCACAAUUCAAAAAUUCCAAGUUAAGGUCUAUCUAAAUCGAAUUUCGAAAUCCUAAAACCGACAAGCUAAAAUAUUUGCUCCGCCUUAUCCUUUGCGAUCAUGGAAAUAUCUACAGGACCAAUCUGUUCUUGCUCAAAAGAGAACCAGAAGAUCUACCUUGAGUGGUUUAACUUCGCUGAUUCAGAUGGUGACGGUCGAAUCACUGGUAGUGACGCUAUAAAAUUCUUUGGCAUCUCUAAUUUAUCUCGACAGGAUCUUAAGCAGGUGUGGGCGAUUGCAGAUUCUAAGCGACAGGGAUUUCUAGGUUUCAAUGAGUUCGUCAGUGCUAUGCAGUUAGUUUCCCUGGCACAAGCAGGGCAUGAAAUCAGAAAUGAUAUCUUAAAUAGCAAUGUUGACUUUGGAAAUUUGAAGCCUGCAUCCAUGGAAGGUCUGGAUGCCCUGAUCGCGAAGAAAAAACGUUCUUCAAAAUUAAGUGACCCUGAUACAAAUGGUAGUCCUCCAGUGCAAACAUCACCUUCAGUUAAUUGGUUUUCUUCAAAAUCAUCAAAAAAGGUGCCUCUAUCCUCGGUUACAUCCAUCAUUGAUGGCUUGAAGAGACUGUACAUUCAGAAGCUGAAGCCGCUUGAAGUUACUUACCGUUUUAAUGAUUUUGUAUCUCCGUUGUUGACAAACAGUGAUUUUGAUGCCAAACCAAUGGUUAUGCUAUUGGGUCAAUAUUCCACUGGAAAAACAACAUUCAUCAAACAUUUACUCAAAAGUGGUUAUCCUGGAGCUCAUAUUGGACCUGAGCCAACAACCGACAGAUUUGUUGUUGUCAUGUCUGGUACUGAUGAAAGGAGCAUCCCCGGCAACACAGUGGCAGUCCAAGCAGAUAUGCCCUUUAAUGGGCUCACAACUUUUGGAACUGCUUUUUUGUCAAAAUUUGAAUGUUCUCAAAUGCCUCAUCCUUUACUGGAGCAUAUUACAUUUGUGGACACACCUGGAGUUCUAUCAGGGGAGAAACAACGAACACAACGAGCUUAUGAUUUUACUGGUGUAACUUCAUGGUUUGCUGCUAAGUGUGAUCUCAUUCUGCUUCUGUUUGAUCCUCACAAACUUGAUGUCAGCGAUGAGUUCAAACGUGUGAUUUCAUCCUUACGUGGUCAUGAUGAUAAGAUCCGUGUGGUUCUCAACAAGGCAGACCAAGUUGGUACUCAACAACUAAUGAGGGUUUAUGGGGCGCUAAUGUGGUCACUUGGCAAAGUUCUAAAUACUCCUGAAGUUGUGCGUGUUUAUAUUGGCUCCUUCAAUGAUAAACCAGUAAAUGAAGCUGCUGUUGGUCCAAUUGGGAAAGAACUUUUUGAGAAAGAACAGGACGACCUUCUGGCUGAUCUAAAAGAUAUACCAAAGAAGGCUUGUGAUCGCCGAAUAAAUGAAUUUGUGAAACGAGCUAGAGCAGCAAAGAUACAUGCUUACAUUAUUAGUCAUCUUAAAAAGGAGAUGCCGGCAAUGAUGGGGAAAGCAAAGGCUCAACAGCGUCUUAUUGAUAAUUUGGCAGAUGAGUUUGGAAAGGUCCAAAGGGAGUUCCAUUUGCCUCCAGGUGAUUUUCCAAAUGUUGAAUACUUCAGAGAGGUUUUGAGUGGUUACAACAUUGACAAGUUUGAAAAGUUAAAGCCUAAAAUGAUACAAGCUGUUGAUGACAUGCUUGGUUAUGACAUCCCAGAGCUCUUGAAGAACUUCAGAAAUCCAUAUGACUAAGAGGUCAUUGAUGUAGCCAGUUUAUAGAGGGCUGAAAUUUAGAUCAAUACUAGAUGGAAUAAAAAUGUCUGUUACGUCUGGUAGGAGCAUUGUGCAGCUUAGAACUUCUCCGUUACAUAGAUGUACAUUUAUUGGAGUCGUCCCAGGGUUUGAAUGCAUCGAUUUACGUAAAAAAUAUAUAGUUGAUUCAGAUGCUUGAUUUACACUUGCUUUAAUAAUGUGAAAUGGAGAUAAUAGGGUCAUCUAAUUGCUUCCAACUUUUUGUAAUUUGUCUAGUUUCUAUUUCAUCAGCUUUUUUCUGUUGCAAGGGUGGGAUGGCUCAUAUCUUGUAUUGUUUUUAAUAAGGGAAAUAAAUUUGGAAUGAUGGUGUUUCUGAUUA